Molecule: messenger RNA, 1095 nt
Organism: Miscanthus lutarioriparius
Lineage: Eukaryota; Viridiplantae; Streptophyta; Magnoliopsida; Poales; Poaceae
Source: the annotation of a GenBank genome assembly
AUGGGAUUCCUCGACUUCCCCUUCGCCGGUGGCGCCGCGGGCUCUCAGCAGGACCCCCGCAGGUUCCCCGGGCACGAGGAGGUCCUCCGGUACCUGGAGGCGUUCGCGCGGCGGUUCGAUCUGCUCCGGCUCGUCCGCUUCCAGACGGAGGUGGUCAGGGUGUGCAGGUGGAACGACGGGAGGUGGGCGGUGACGUCUAGGAAGCUUGGAGAGAAGGGGAGCGGCGCCGGCGAGGAGGAGUUCUACGACGCCAUCGUGGUUUGCAAUGGCCACUACACGGAGCCACGCAUCGCCGCUAUUCUUGGGGUAGAUGCUUGGCCAGGUAAGCAGAUGCAUAGCCACAAUUACCGUGUGCCGGAGCCAUUCCUCAAUCAAGUAGUGAUCAUAGUCGGGGCCUCAGCAAGUGCAUUUGACAUUUCAAGAGACAUCGCAUGCGUAGCGAAAGAGGUCCAUGUCGCCGAUAGAUCGGCACCAGCUCCCACAUGUGAGAAGCAGCCUGGGUACGAUAAUCUGUGGUUUCAUUCCAUGAUUGACCACGCACUGGAGGAUGGAAAUGUGGUGUUCCAGGAUGGCAACUCAAUCAGAGCUGAUGUCAUCAUGCACUGCAUUGGCUACCUGUAUGAUUUCCCUUUCCUUGGAGAUGACAGCACUAUCACCGUGGAUGACAACCGUGUCAAUCCACUAUACAAGCAUGUUUUCCCACCGGAAGUGGCUCCUCAACUGUCCUUCAUCGGAUUGCCGUUGAAGGCUAUUCCUUUUCCACUAGUUGAACUCCAAAGUAAGUGGGUUGCUGGAGUUCUAUCUGGAUGGAUCAAGCUUCCAUCUAAAGACGAAAUGAUGGAAGAUGUGAAAGCUUUUUAUUCAAAACUACAAGCAUGUGGAUGGCCUAAGAGAUACACACAUAACUUAUCAAAGUGUCAGUUUGAGUAUGAUGAUUGGCUUGCUGAGCAAUAUCCACCAAUCGAAGAAUGGAGGAAGCAGAUGUUCACUAUUAAUUUAAAGAACAAGACAGCUCGUCCUGAGAGUUUUCGUGAUGAGUGGGAUGACUAUCAUCUAGUGGCUGAAGCAAAUGAAGAUUUCAAGAAAUUCUUGUAA